UGUUUUGCAGUUAUGUUUACAAUGAAAAUACAUGCUAGUUGAGGUUGAUAUCUUCUAUUGAAUGAUUUGAUAAUAUAUUAGCUAGGGUUGAGCGUGCUGCAUGUUGACUGAAGAAAGGACAUGACGGUUUGAUUGGUCACGUACUCAUUUUGAGUGGGACAUAUUUUCAGAGGACAUAGGUGGGCUAUGUCUGUCCUCAGCUUUGACGCAUCUGUGGAAUUGUGAGCAAGCAGUUCUAAGGGGCAAUGAUUGGAAGCCAAUUAUCAAUAUCUGAAAGCAAUUGAAGCCGUAAUGUGGAUAACUUCCGAACCGUAAUAGCUAUGUUUAUUCAUUAUUGUGAAAACUUGUGGACAAUGUUUUAUCUAUAAUUUUAGACUUUUUCAAAUCUACUUUUUAAGUUAAGUGUUAGCGAUAUUAUCAUCAUAGUUAUGGCUGCUUUGAGUGCCAGAAGCUUCCUCUUAAACCUAAGGUACACCGUCCAUAGAGUUGGAAGUUCUGUAAGAGUCCGACUCAUACCUAGCACCAGAACAUGUCUUGUCAAAAGAGGCCAGAUUUUAACCCAGAUGCCAAAAGUCACCCUGCUGUGCUGGGGAGCAGUGAAUGCCACAUCCUGUAUGGCAAGAUGCCAAGAGGCCUCCCUGGCACCCCAGACUACAGACAGGAAGUCUGUAGCCAAAGUCCAGGUGCACAAGCUGGUGUUCUUCCUGCGCCUCAGCCUGCGCGCCCUGGUGUUACUCCUGAAGUUCGGCCCGCUCCUGUUGCUCUAUCCUCUGACUGUCUUCUCCUCUUACUGGGCCUCUCGCUGGCUGGAUGCCCUGCUGUGGGUCACUGAGACCUCUGGUCCUGCCUUCAUUAAGCUGGGCCAGUGGGCCAGCACACGCAGGGACAUCUUCUCCCAGGACUUCUGCGAAUGUUUUUCCAGGCUGCACGUGCGUGUGCGUCCACACUCCUGGGCCCACACCAAGCAGUGUCUGCGCCGGGCAUUUGGGGAGGGCUGGAGGAGGCUGUUUGUGUUUGAGGGCAGGGAGCCUGUGGGGUCAGGAUGCGUGGCUCAGGUGUACCGGGGAUGGGCCAGGGUGGACAGCGUGGAGGACACAGCCUUCCAGGCCCUGGUGGAGGAGAUGGAGAGAGAGGAUAUGCUGGAGGCCUGGGAGAUCCUGGGACUAAAGGGUGUCCUGGGGACCCUUAGGGGGCUGUGGAAGGAGAAAGAGGAUGAGGAGGACGACGGCCAUCAUGAAACCAGGGAGAGGAGCUACACAGAUGCCCCUAAUGGGGACGGUACAGAGAAAGAGCAUCUGAUUCCUGUAGCUAUUAAGGUGCUUCAUCCAGGGAUCAGGAGACAGGUAGAGAUUGACAUGCUACUGAUGAGGGCAGGCAGCUGGCUCAUCAACUGUCUGCCUGGAUUCAAAUGGCUCAGCCUGCCUGAGAUAGUGGAGGAGUUUGAGGUGCUCAUGACCAAACAGAUUGACCUGCGGUUUGAAGCCAAUAACAUCGAAAGAUUCCGGGAGAAUUUCAAGGAUGUUGAUUUUGUCAAGUUCCCAACUCCUCUUCGACCAUUUGUCACCAGGUCCAUUUUAGUGGAAACCUUUGAGGAGAGUGAGCCCAUCUCCAACUACCUGAGACCUGAGGUCCCUCUAAAGGUGAAACAGAGAAUUGCCAGGAUGGGAGUGGAGACACUUCUCAAGAUGGUGUUUGUGGAUAACUUUGUGCAUGCGGACCUGCACCCGGGUAACAUCCUGGUCCAACGUAGUGGGGGUGGAGGGGACAACGACCCCCAGGAAAGGGUCACCCUGACGGACCUGUGCGACACAGUGGUGGUGAGCAUGAGGCCGGCCCCGGCCCCUCUGCAGCUGGUGCUGCUGGACGCUGGCAUUGUGGCACAGCUCAACGACAGAGACCGUAGGAACUUCAGAGCCGUGUUCACCGCCGUGGUGCUACGACAGGGGGAACAGGUGGCAGAGCUGAUCCUGAACCAUGCCAGGACCAACGAGUGCCAGGACGUGCCACGGUUCAAGAAGGAGAUGGCAGAGCUGGUGGACCAUGCCCUCAGCAACACUCUCUCACUGGGGAAGGUCCAAGUAACUGAUUUGCUAUCCAGAGUCUUUGGAUUGCUCAUCACCCACAAGGUGAAGUUGGAGAGUAACUUUGCGUCCAUUGUGUUUGCCAUCAUGGUGCUGGAGGGGCUGGGGAGGUCUCUGGACCCUAACCUGGACAUACUGGAGCUGGCCAAGCCUCUGUUGCUCAAGAACGCUGCCUCCCUCCUCUGACUCCCCUUACCCACAUACCACUACAUCUGAGCAACACAGAAAUAGGCAGUGUUUGAGAGCAUCACCGACUGAGCAGACUGACGUAUCUACAAAUCAUAUGUAUGAUGCAAGGUGAUUUGUUGGUCAGUCAGCAGAAUUGAUGCUCUCAAACACAGCCAUGGAUAUCUCAUAUUUAGGGCCCAGAGUAUUUCCUGGUCACAUGGUCUGUAAAAAAUCCUGGCCCUCCGCAUGCUACAUUAGUGACUGACUGAAUAUACCUUGUAGUGUGUACUUUUUACCUGUGAAAUGUGAAUCAUUGCUUGAUUUAAGGUAUCCAAACAUCUUAAUAACUACCCUGGUAAACUGUUCCUUACCUUACAUGCUGGUCAGAUUAAUUGUAAGUCAUCAUUUAUACUUAAAUGCCCAUGUGAUUUCCGUGUAAAAAAAAUAAUAAUUUUGUGCGCACUACAGACAAUUUUUUCAUUGAAUAAAAUAGAAGUGA
Salvelinus namaycush (lake trout) is the source of this 2748-nucleotide messenger RNA. It is a transcript of the gene adck2, whose product is annotated as aarF domain containing kinase 2. NCBI's taxonomy places the organism in Eukaryota, Metazoa, Chordata, Actinopteri, Salmoniformes, Salmonidae. Bases 429 to 2267 code for a protein of 612 amino acids. The record is from RefSeq and is a predicted model, not a curated record. The transcript has 8 exons. Gene Ontology annotation, cellular component: mitochondrion.